AUUCCACUCUGAAGUUCUAAUGUGCAGGUAGAGGAACUAGAAUCCUUUAAUGUUCUAUACAUAGAUGUUAUGAUGAACUUACAAAAUGAGGCUUUAUGAUGCUUUUUAACAUGGCUUGCUAGUUUAAGGACUAAAUAUUCCAAAUAUUCAAAUUCCGAUGUUAGUUCAAUGGCAGUUAACAAAUGAAAGCAUGCAAAGGCUAGUAUUAACAGAUACACGAAUUACCUAGUCAAAGAUGAUAAUGAGGAUACCAGAAAUUGUGGUCAUUGCUAGACGACUAUUCCUUUCACUGCAUGAGUGCCACGAACCAGUGAAGGCUGAUUAGGAUCUCUCAUCUACUAUAUAGUGCUAGAUUGAUUAUCCUGUUUCCCCAAGUUGGAAGCAGCAAGUUUCUUGUUAGCAUUAUAAAUGGAAAAACCGAAGCUAAUUAUGUUUCGUACAUGUGAUUUAAGCUUCGUGCAAGUCAUAUCAUUUCUGAAAUGGUUAUAAGUUCAAGGUUUCUGUAUGUUCAGAUUUUGCAAGCUCAAAUAGUUGCUAAUUGUGGGAGGUGCUUGUCUCAUAUUCACAUCUCGCAAAAGUUCAGUCUAAUAGGGAAAUGGUUCUGUUCUCCUUUAUGUCCUUGACAACAAAGGGCUGCCUGAAUAAAUAAAUCAUAUGGGUUUUAAAUUUAUUUUUCACUUUUUGUUAUUAAAAAGAUUUUAUAUGCCAAUGAAAAAGUUCAAUUGUUUUCUGCUACAUUUAGGAGGUAUUUUUGUAUGGCUCUUGAGUUGUAGCUGUGUUCUUCCUAUAGUUGCACUAUUACAUACAGAAAUUUACUUUGUAGUCAUUUUCAUAACAGUUUGCAGUGGUUGAAUAGUUUAACUGAUUACACAAAGUAAAGUUCCCUGAAACUAUGAGUAAUGCUCCAACAAAAUCUACUUCAAAUGGCUUUGAGAAUUCUUUGAGACCGGAAGAAGAACAGAACAAGCAGAUUGAUGAGAUGAGAAAGUUGAUUGGGCCGCUUUCAGGUAAGUUGGCCCUUUAUUGUUCUGAUGCAUCCAUUUCAAGAUAUUUAGCAGCUCGAAGCUGGAAUGUAAAGAAGGCAGCUAAGAUGCUUAAAGCAACCCUGAAGUGGAGAUUGGAUUACAAGCCUGAAGAAAUUCGCUGGGAUGAUGUGGCUAGUGAAGCAGAAACAGGCAAAAUUUAUAGGUCAAACUAUACAGACAAGCAUGGGAGGCCAGUGCUUGUCAUGAGACCUCGAUGCCAAAACACCAAGUCUGUUAAAGGACAAAUCAAGUAUUUAGUGUAUUGCAUGGAAAACGCUGUUGUAAAUCUCCCAGAAGACCAGGAACAGAUGGUCUGGUUGAUUGAUUUUCAUGGAUUCAAUUUGUCAAAUAUAUCAAUCAAGGUGACAAAAGAAACAGCUCAUGUUUUGCAAGACCAUUAUCCUGAAAGGCUGGGGAUAGCUAUUUUAUAUGAUGCACCCAAAAUAUUCGAACCAUUUUGGAAGGUAGCAAAGCCUUUUUUGGACCCAAAGACCGCCAGCAAAGUCAAAUUUGUGUACUCAGAUGACCCCAACAGCCAAAAAAUGAUGGAAGAACUGUUUGACAUGAGUCUGAUAGAGUCUACAUUUGGCGGAGAUGAUCAGGCCGAUUUUGACGUCAAUAAAUAUGCUGAGAGGAUGAGAGAAGAUGAUAAAAAGUUAUCUUCUUUCUGGACGAAAGACAAUAAUUCUGCAUCAACUGCACAACCAACUGUGAUAGCUGACCCCUCUUUAGAGCCAACUAAUUCUGAUUCUGAAUCUGAUGCCUUAGAUGAGAAAGCAGAGAAACAUUCUUCUCUGGAUGUUGAUGAAGAGGAAUCACCAACUGAAGAAACUUUGCCCGGGAUUGACAGUACAAAUGAGAAAGCUGACAGAUUAAAGCAGUGUAACUGAGAGCAAUCUCUUCAAGUUCGUAGUUUUUACUCUUUUUUAUUGCUCCAAUUUUUGCUGACUAAAUGCUCACAACAUGGGCAAAUCUGAAGUUAUCAACAUAAAACAUUUAAUCUAGGUCAUGUACUGAAUGAUAUGUUAUAAAUGAAUGUUCUGCCUCUUUAUACUAGUAGUUCUUUUGGUUGUUUUGCA
Lycium ferocissimum is the source of this 2104-nucleotide messenger RNA. RefSeq lists its product as uncharacterized. The record is from RefSeq and is a predicted model, not a curated record. The transcript is spliced from 5 exons. The coding region runs from base 893 to 1915 and encodes 340 amino acids. NCBI's taxonomy places the organism in Eukaryota, Viridiplantae, Streptophyta, Magnoliopsida, Solanales, Solanaceae. Gene Ontology annotation, molecular function: phosphatidylinositol transfer activity.